Lathyrus sativus (Indian pea) is the source of this 381-nucleotide messenger RNA. Lineage: Eukaryota; Viridiplantae; Streptophyta; Magnoliopsida; Fabales; Fabaceae. The record is from the annotation of a GenBank genome assembly.
AUGUUGCAUGCAGAGAUGUUUGAUAUCCUCAAGAAAGAAGAACAAUUGUGGUUUCAAUGCUCUCGGGCCAAAUGGUUGGUAAAAAGAGAUAGGAACACCAAAUAUCAUCAUUUUAAAGUUGUUCAACGACGAAGACAAAAUCAUAUUCUCAUGAUCAAAGGUGAGGCAAGGAAAUUGGAUUGGGAAAAAACUCCUUACUCGUUCCAUUCCAUAGAGCUAGAAACAAAGGAAGAGCUUAGUAAGCAUCUAACUCGCAGAGAGAUCAAACAAGUGUUGUUCUACAUGAGUCCAUGGAAAGCACCUGGGCCUGAUGUUUUCAUGCAGGUUUCUAUUAAAGAUCUUGGAAUACUGUUGGCACAAGUGUUUGUGACUUUAUCAUGA